AUGCCUUUUGAAACGAAAGCCGUCGAGCGCCUCACAGCAAUCGUCGAUAAUGCCUGCGCCGACACAAAGUCUGACAUCCCAGGCGCCACGGUUGUCAUAAUCGGCAAAGACGGAAACGAGCUCUUUGCCCACGCGGCAGGAAAACGCGGCGUUGCUUCCAAUGACCCCAUGGCUCUCGAAUCAAUAUUCUGGAUCGCCUCUUGCACCAAGCUCCUCACCGGUAUCGCCUGUAUGCAGCUCGUUGAAGAGGGCAUUUUGAAGCUCGAUGAUGGCGACCACCUGGAGAAGUUGUGUCCAGAGCUUAAAGACCUCAAGGUGUUGCGGGCUGACGGCUCGCUUGAGGCUAAGAAGAGGAGUAUCACAUUGAGAAUGCUUCUUACGCACACGGCGGGUUUCGGAUAUACCUUCUUCAACGAGCGACUCAGAGACUGGGCAUUUCCGGCAGGAGUGGAUGAGUUCUCUGGCCGGUUUGAGGACAUGAAGACGCCUUUGCUCUUCCAACCUGGCGAGGGAUGGGAGUAUGGCGUCAAUAUCGACUGGGCGGGUGUAGCGCUGCAGCGGGCGACAGGCCUGACGUUGAACGAAUUUCUGCAGAAGAGGCUGUUUCAACCGCUCGGAAUCGUCGACAUGUCGAUGAUCCCCGGUGAAGACAUGCGUUCAAGGCUGGCGUACAUGCAUCAGAGGGAUGCUGAUGGCACGCUGAGGCCGAGAGACCAUCUCCAGCGAUUGCCAUUGGUGAUCGACCCCAACAACAACGACGAGGUCGCCAGCGUAUUCAACAGCGGUGGUGCCGGCAUGUUCGCGAGACCGCAGGAGUACUGCAAGGUCCUGGCUGUUCUCCUGAAUGAUGGCACUUGCGCACGGACUGGAACCCAGAUACUGCGCAAGGAUACGGUCGAUGAGAUGUUUCGUAACCAGAUCCCCGAGUUUCCCAACUACAGCCGCCAAGGGAUUCCGGCGGCAAAGCCUGACCUCACACUUCCCCUGGGCGAGUUGUAUCCGACGGCCGAUAACGCGCCUCAGGGUUGGGGCAUCACGUUUAUGAUGCCAAAUGCAGACGCAACUGGAAGGUCAAAGGGCACAGGACAUUGGGCUGGAUUGGCAAAUCUGUGGUGGUGGUGUGACCGGGAGAAGGGCAUCGCUGGCAUGGUGGCGACGCAGCUGCUGCCGUUUGCUGAUGGCAAGGUGCUGAAUCUGUGGGUGGCAGGCGAGGUUUCGUGGCAACGGACCAACCUCCAAACAAGUCUUCCCGCUGACCCAGCUGUGGCCUUUAUCGAUCUAGACGAGCCUCUCAACUUUCCCACCCAGCCGCCAGACAUGCUACUAGUGAACUUCGAGGCGAGCCUUUACGCAGGGAUGCCUGAGCCCGUCGACACUGCGACCACAGAAACCGAUCCUGCGGCAUCAGGGACGCUUGAAGUACUAUUCCGGGAGUCCUCGGCCGGCCACGUACCUUUCGUCUGGCCUCCACCGCUACCAGACAUUGAUUGUGACGCCCGCGUCAGCGUUUCCGAGUCGACAGAAUUCACCAAUCCCUUCGAAUACUCACCUCAAGACUUGACUUCAUCGCCCCUCUUUUCAGAAAUGUCUGAUCUUCCAGCAGAAAUACCAGGGGAGAGAGCACACAAGCGCCGGAGACGGAACCGCCGGCCUUCGAGCCCCUCCCUGUCCCCCUUUUGCGCCUCCAACGCCCUUGUCUCCAGAACCAACAGCGGCUUCAUUUCGACCAAUCUUCUCCAAAUUUACCACGACGUGCUCGAACACAGUCUCUCCUGCUGGCUCACCGAAGUGACAUGCCCUUACAAAGGCGCCCGCGGCAGGGACGAAGGACGCAGACUCGCCGAGUGGGGGCCUUCGUGGUCAAACCGCAUAUUUCACCGAACUGUUCAACUUGACCGCGCUGCGCAGACCGCGGGUCUGGUGAGAAUGACGGCAUUAGAAGGCCGGUCUGCGGACAGAGCGCUCCAUUUUGCCAUCAUGGCGUUUGCAACGCAGUGGGCGCAGGGAAGUCGGCGACAAGGCGAAACCUAUCCAGUCCCACGCUUUGCCUCACCGCAUGAGACCUUUGACGAACUUGUCGAGGAGAGCUUCGAUCGGGACCUGCAGCGAUACUUUUGGAACCAAUCCAAGAAGGCCCUGCAGGAGACGGAAUACAUCGAGUGUUACAGGGUCGCAGCUGCUGAGAUGGUCCUCAGUCUCGCGCAGAGGCCAUGGGCGCAGGAUGACGUCGAUGACUUUCUCGGCGAGCGUGAGCGUGCGCGAACUCUGGAUGGUGCCUUCGAGACAGGGUCAAUUAUGUCGAGAAUCGCGUGCGCCAUCUCGAGGGACGGCCCUCCCGUCCAUAUUGAGAGGGCUACUCGAAAGAUGCACAUUCUCAAGUCUCGCUUCAUUUCAGCUAGCCAAAAGGCAGCCAAGGCACAAGGGCGCACCGCGACCCAAGCCAUGCAUAUCAUGACACCCGAAAACGAGACGACAGUCGGAUUACUCUACUGGCUCGCUGUCAUGUUCGACACGCUCUCCUCGUCCAUGGACGAGCGUCCUGUGACGGUGACGGACCAAGACUGCCAGCACGACGACCUCCCGCCCAGCGAAGCAGAAAAUGACAGGUGGCAUGUCGAUCUCUUCAUCAAAGAUACGCUAGAGGCGCCCUCUCAGCGCCUACGCUGGCCGUGCUCCUACGAAGACGCCGCCGAGGCCGUGACACGCUCCGGUCCCGUCAAGGUCCUACUGUACCGUCACGUCUCUUACCUUCAGACCCUCCUCCGGCGCGGUCAAGCGGGCGCGCGCAUCGAGGAGACUCUCGCGGCCACGACUUCGCUCUAUCGAUACUGGAACGUUACGCACGGCGCCUUCUUCCGCGACCUGCUGCGCGACUUUGACGCCGUGCCUGGUCGCAUACGGAGCUGGUUCUUCUGCAUCUCCGCCCACUGGCACCUCGCUGUGCUCAUGUUUGCCGACCUCGUCGAGCAGAUUGACGACGAGGGCCUCGGUCUGCCGUCAGCGGGGCGCAGGCGCGCCGCUGCCAGGAUGGUGGCCGCCAUGCGGGAGACGAGCGUCAGGGAGCUGGCGGACCUGGCGGGCGUCGCGACACCCCGAGCGGCGGGCACGGAGCCGCACCUGCCGGGCUUCCACCACGCCGUCAACGAGGGGACCGUCCUCGCCGAGCCGUGGACCAUAAUCCUCAUUAGGGCCUUCUCGCGGGCGGCGGUGCUGAUCAUGGAGGAGGCGGACAACUAUCGACGGUACGGCCUGGUGCGGUCGUGGGGCGGGCCGCAUGAAGGCUGGAACAGCCUCGAGCGCGCUGACGACUGCAUCCGGACGCUUUUCUACCUGGGGAAGAAGUCGGACAUGGCGAGGCGCGUGGCUGAUAUCCUCUCCGACGCGCUGGCGUCUCUCCGUCUCGCCGACGACGGACCACCGCUCGGUGGCCAUGGGGGCGACGGCGCGGCCGGCCGAGGCGGCGGCAGCAGCACAUCGCUAGGAAGCGAGGGCAAAACGGCGGCGACUGGGGGUUCCUCAACCGAAAGCUGGACGGCGGCGACGGAGAGCGAUCUCGCGUCUUCGGGCGGUUGGGGUGAAGCGGGAACGUACUGGAAUGUAUCAUCAUUAGGGGGUGCCGGUUUGGCGAUUUGCGGUUGA
Verticillium nonalfalfae is the source of this 3639-nucleotide messenger RNA. RefSeq lists its product as uncharacterized. The record is from RefSeq and is a predicted model, not a curated record. The coding region runs from base 1 to 3639 and encodes 1212 amino acids. The transcript has 3 exons. NCBI's taxonomy places the organism in Eukaryota, Fungi, Ascomycota, Sordariomycetes, Glomerellales, Plectosphaerellaceae.